UGGAUGUUAAAAUCGUCCUUUCGACCUUUUUUUGACUUUCCGACUGUCAAAGGUAAGAGAUUUGCGCAGUGCUUGUACUGUAGAAAACGAUUUCCUGAAGGAGAAUCUACAGGAAAUCUCUCGAAACACAUUCGCAAGACACGUCCAACAGCUUUUGACAAUAGGAAUAAUAAAGUGAAGAAAAUAAGGACCCUGGAGGCCUUCGUGAAGAGAUCAAACGCCUUGAGAGUGACCAGUAGAAUUAAAGACGAAUACAAAAAAAGCCCUGAAUCUUUCCAAACGGUCAUGCUUGUCGUCGAAGGUUUUCUACCAUUCAGCUGGGUUCAGCUAAACACUUGGGACAUUGUCAACAGCACAAGAGAGUCAAAAUUCAUUCAGUCAAGGACGACCCUUGUCAAAAAACUUGACCUUUACACAGGUUAUUUAGAUGAGUGUUUGGCGCUGAAUCUCAAAGACACACACCUCGUCAACAUUGUGCUGGACAUCUGGACGGCAACCAAUGGGGAAUCCUUUUUAGCCAUCAUGGUAUCAUUCGUCCCAAAUUUUUACAAUGAGACCACAUUGAGAACGGCUCCUAGUUCCUCAAUUUUCUUCGAUAGGACAGAAAAAGCUCAAAAUACACACUUGAUAGACUUUCAAAGUCUUGGAACCAAAAGCCAUACUGGGAAGUACAUGCAUACUUUCGUAUCAUCCCUCCUGGAAAAGCAUAAGCUGCUGGACAAAGUGGCAACCAUCACAAUGGAUAAUGCUUGCAAAUAGCGAAGCAUUUUAUUCCUAGUUGAUCCACGAUAAUCUGAAGUGUUACAAACCAUUGGCUCACCGUCUGUUCAAAAAGUUGCGCUACAUAAGGUGUGCCAGUCACAUUUUGAAUCUGCAGUUUCAGAAAAUGUUUGACCAUCUAUAUUCCAACAGCAUCUUCGCGGAUGCCUACGCAAAGAUAGUAAAAAUGGCAAAAAUCAUGAGGUACUCCACCCGUAUAGCGGCCAGUUUGAAGAACUUGAAGAUGCCCAUCCUCACGCUAGAUUGUCCAACAAGGUGGAUGAUAAAGUGGCGCCAAAUUGAAAGAUUUUUAGCUAAUCGGGACCUUUAUGAAGCAUGGUGCAAAAAAAUGGCAGAAUCGGGUGAUGAGAAACUUGCAGAUAAGUUGCAGAAGUAUCUCAUUCUUGACACGAGAACCACAUAAUUAUUAAAAUAUUUUGUCGAAACUUGCAAUCUUUUCAACAGUUUGACGCUUCAAUUAAAAGAUGAUGACUACAAUUGCUUGUCCAGUGGCUGCUCCUUCAGUCACUAAUUUCUUUUAUCUCAACGGUUCUUCAGCAUUGCAUUCUCAAGAUUAAGAGCUCGUUUUGGAGGCAAUGGCGUUAGCAAAAAAAUCGCACUUGAAAUAUUUUGCUGGAUUCAAGAGUGAUCCCAUUUACUAUCUAUCAGUUCUACUCGAUCCCCAAUUGAAGACUGAGAGACUUUACCGGACAAUGUCUACACCAGAUGCCAACAGGAGCAUUCUGCUGUGUGACGUUUUCAUUAAAAAUUAGUUCAACGAGUUUGAGCCCGUUUACACACCAAAUGAGGAUUGUGCUAGUCUAAACACUAUUCAACCCAAUAAGCAUAAUUUUUUUGACUUUGACAAGCAGCAACUGGGAUCUAUUUCCCCGAGACCAGAUGAUGAAGAGACACUCGAAGAAAAUCUUUUAAGAACGGAGGAAUGGACAAACUACCUGGGUGAGCCUAUUCUGGCUGCCUGUUCGAGAGAAGCUGCUAUCACUUUUGGUUUGACAGACGGUUUAGAUUUCCAAGACUUUUCAAGCUUGCAAUGACCUUUUUCUACACCAAGAUUUCUACAUGCUAUGUUGAAAGGUGCUUUUCUUUGGCUGGUAGGGUUAUGCGACGAGAUAGAAAGCGGUUGGCGACCAAGAAUGUCAGAACCUCAAUGGUUUCGAGAGACAGAUUUCAAAAAUUCAACUUUUUCAAG
Molecule: messenger RNA, 1969 nt
Organism: Lachancea sp. 'fantastica'
Lineage: Eukaryota; Fungi; Ascomycota; Saccharomycetes; Saccharomycetales; Saccharomycetaceae
Source: the annotation of a GenBank genome assembly